Penaeus vannamei (Pacific white shrimp) is the source of this 5018-nucleotide messenger RNA. The record is from RefSeq and is a predicted model, not a curated record. NCBI's taxonomy places the organism in Eukaryota, Metazoa, Arthropoda, Malacostraca, Decapoda, Penaeidae.
AUGCGAGUCAUUCCCGUCACCCUCAGCCGAAAUGCUCAUGAGGGCAAGUUUGUGCCACUCUGGCCCACAACCAGAUCUUCCCAUGACUACCUGUUUAUGUUGCCCGCCCCUCAAGCCAAAAUUUUUCAUGACAUAUGCAAGAAAAGCACACAGUUCCAAGGAUAUGAACAGCAAGAUGCCCACGAACUCCUUCGUUGCCUCCUGGAUGCUAUACGUAAUGAGGAAAUCCUACGAGCAAAGAGGGCCAUUCUCAAGGCCUUUGCUCUGUCAGAGAAGACUGAUCCUAACACUGUGAGUCCACGGCUCAAGACCAUGAUCAAGGGCUAUGGCAAGCAGGCAACUCAUACCUUGGUUGACCAUAUCUUUGGAGGACAUCUUAUCAGCACAGUCUUUUGUGAAGAGUGCCACUGGUCAUCACAAGUGUUUGAGCCAUUCAUGGAUCUUUCUCUCCCCAUUAAUGAAGAAAAGGGUAAACCAAAGAAAACAUCACCUUCAGAUGAUGAAAGCUUACUAGACUGCUUUGGGAGACAGUCCAGCAACAACAAUGUUUCCAAGCACCAGCAGAAGAAGAAGAAGAAAGAGGAGAAAAAGGCUCGUAAGACAAAGGGGCGUGCCAAAGGAGGGGGCCUUGCACCAGCUUGCAUUCGUGCUAACACUGAAGACCAGGAGGAAGAACAAGGCAAAAAGACGGUACAAAGUGAGAAGAUGAAGAGGCGAAUGACUGAGAAACGACGUCCAGAAGAAUUGGAGGAAAUCACAAAAUUGGAGGAAGAGCAGAAGGCUAAGGGAGCGAAGACAACUGGUAUUUUGAGAGGAGAAAGUUUUAAGUUCAGACAGCUGAUGGAAGCGCGAAGAAUCAAUAGACAGGAGAAGGAUAGCGACGAGGAGGAGAGCGAUGAAGACUCUGAGUAUGAUCAGGAAGAUGAUGAGGAAGAGGAAGCAUCUGGGAACAAAAAUAAUGCAGCUGAGGGGAAUGUGGAAGGUAAAACAAAGAGAGAGACUGAGGAGACUAAGGAAAAGACGGAUAAAUGCAAAGAUGAUAAGUCCAAAGCUGCUGAUGAAGAAGAAAGUGAGGAGGAAGAUGAUGAUGAGGAUGAUGAUGAUGAGGAUGAGGAUGAAUCAGAAGAGACAGACAAUGAGGUUAAGGACAACGAUAGUGACAUUGCCAGUUCCAAGAAAAAGUCUUCCACAGAGAUUAGUGAUGCAGAUAUUGAAGACAACACAGAUUCUGAACGUGUUAGACACAAGUACCAUAAUACUCGGCAACCUUCCAUUGUGGUUGAGCAGUCAGAAAAUGAGACAAGAACAAGUGAUGGUAUUACUGCAAAUCACAAAGAGAAUUACAUCUACAUAUUCACCUAUAAUCUUGUAUUUUAUAGAAGAAAGCUGGCCUAUAACCCUCGUACAUCUCUGCUACGCAGGUGCCUUAAGAGUUGUUAUUCAAGCGAUCAGCUAAAUUACAAUUCUGCAUCAGACACUUCCGAGAGGUAUUUCACCCCAAAUGAAAGGGACUGUAAUGGCCUUGACACUGGGGAUGACUUGGACAACUUCCAGGACCCUGUGGAGAAAGCAGAAACCACCUCUGUUAAAUCUGACAAAUCGACCAAUACGAGUGGCAUAGCAUCCUCUUGUGUAACGGGUGACAGCCUUUCCAUAUCCAGUGGUGAUACCAUCAAUAACUUUGAAGGGGGAACAGCAGAGUACAAGGUGCCAGUAGAUCAGGCACACAUGGAGGAGAUGUGCCUGAAGGUUGGCGAAUUAAAGAUCAGAAGAAAGUCAAGCAGCAAGGAGAGCCUCCUUGACACACACAGCAUGAAACAGAAAAGAGGCUCCACGGAAACCCUGCACACUUUCAAAGAACGAUUAGGAGAUGGAGAAGAAGAUGAGACAAAGAAGAAGGUGAAAAAUAUGAAGAAACUGAAGCAAGAGUGGAUAGCUCGAAGCCUAACAACUCUUGCCCCGAGAUACCAGUGUCACAGUCAGGAGUGUUCCAUUAUGUCUUGCUUGACCAACUUCACGGCUCCAGAGCUUUUGAUGGGUAACAACAAGAUCACCUGUGAGAACUGUACAAAAAUUCACAGUCAGUUACAUGGAGAAGAGAAUGUUGAGCCUGUAAAGAGCAAUGCCAGCAAACAGCUCUUGAUCCUCUCUCCUCCUGCUGUAUUGACUCUGCAGUUGAAACGUUUCCACCACAUGGGUUUCAAUCUCACCAAGGUCAACCGUUAUGUGCGAUUCCCACUGGUUCUAGAUAUUGCUCCAUUCACAUCAUCAAUCUCUUUGGGUUUGGGUAACAUGUCCCGAGGCCAGAAGCAAGUUCUUUAUGGUCUCUACAGUGUUGUCGAGCACUCUGGAAGACUCAACUCAGGCCACUAUGUUGCCUAUGUUCGCUCUAGACCCCUGGAUCCCAACCGCACCAACAAGCAGUUCCUCAAUCUCAAGCCCUCUAGUCAGUUUGAGAUCAAUCACCUGGUGACAGAGAUGGCAGAAAAGAUUGAGGCUUCCUCUGGCAUGCUGGACAAUGACUUGAAAGGUUCAUCUGCAAAUACAACCUCAGUUAAUGUUGAGGAAUUGGAGGAAGAGGUGAAGGCUGGUCGCUGGUUCCAUGUCUCAGAUGCAUAUGUUGCAGAAGUAAACAUUGAACGAGUCAUGAAAGCGCAAGCGUACCUAUUAUUUUACGAACGUCUGGUCUGAGCCAAGUAGAAAGUAGAUUGUAUAUAGUGCUUCAGACUUAACUGAUAGUUUACAUUUGUAAUAACUAUUUAUUUGUACAUUUCUCAGUACUUGGUCUGUAUAACUGAAAUUAUUUUUUGAUCAUGAUAUCCAUGUUCUUUUAUUGGAGAACAUAUAUUGGUUUUCAUGAUUAGGCAUCUUUAAGAAGACAUGAAAAAUAUAUUGGACAAGAUCAGAUAGACUGCAGAUCAGUUAGUAAAUGCCACAAAUUCUCAGUAUCUAUUUUUCAUGUCAAUUAUUAGUUUCUUACAUCUCAAGUUAUUUUUUAGACUGUUUUCUGCCCCAUCAUGUGGACACUACAAGUUCUCUCUCUUUGAGAUGGAUGCAUUAUUUUCUUGGGAAUAAGCACACCAAUCACAAUAAAGUUUUCAUGUUUUCGUAAAGGUAAAAUCUAGCCCAUUCAAUGACCAAGGCCAUCACAGUGUUAUAUGGCUAUGUGUUUAUUGAAUGUUUUUAGCGACUGGAUGGAGGGGUGUGGUGGAUAAUGUACAAUUUCGGUAUAGGACAGUAGAAAAGGCUCCUGUAGAAUAAGAUUAUGUAUUGUAGAUUAUGUAUGAUACAUUUUAGAGAGUUCUUCAGUUGUCAUAAUAUCAUAUUAUAAUCAAUUUUGACUGUGAUUGUUUGCAGGUACUUUGAGAUAAUGUCAUUGACAUUUCUUAGAGAAUGGUGUAUACCUCCUUUGCCAGCAUACCUGUCAAUACACAUUCAGAAUUAUAUGUAAACUUAGUUUACUGUAGAGAGAAAAGUGAAAGCAUUGAUAUUUUUUCUAGGAUGGAGACCCAGCCAAGCUCUCCUUUUCAUGAUAGUUUCCAUUUGUAUCUAUUUUUGCCACACUUUUCAUUACUGAAAAUUGAAAUAGAGACUGAUCAAUGUAGAUCUCUAGGAAAAUGGGAGCUUGAGGCUCAUCUGGGGGGCAGCUUUUCACAUCAUCUGUGAUAAAGUAUUCAUGUCUAGCAAUAUGUUACUGAUUUUUGUUUUCCUUAGUUUCUGGUGAAUGCCAUAUCAUUAGGUGUACAUUUUAUCCAUGGUCAUCCAGCUCCAUUUAUAUCCCAUGAAACAAGUUUGUGAGCAGUGUUUGAAUAGUUUUGAAUAUAUUUAAGCGUGUUGAUCCUGCUAUAAUCUGAUUAUCUUGAAGACUUGAAACUUUUUUUUCUCUCUUCUUUUUAUACACAUUUGAUAAACUAUACACAAGAAUGACUGAAUGGGGAGUAUUGUGUUUGUAAUGUUGUUGGAGUUACUGGCUUUUUUAUGGGAAAGUGUUGAUGGAAAGCAGUGGUGCCCCUGAUAGAAGGUAUGUGAAGCUCUUAAUAUCAGGACAAAUUACUUUCAACCAUAUUUUGUCAUGUAAAUGCCACAGGUAUGUCUUUUUUCUCUCAGUAGAAAAUUAUUACGGUAUUGGCAGUUUUUUGUAACUGUAUAUGGUAUUAUUCAAGGCUCACUUAAUUAGACUUUUUUGGCUUAUGUCAGUCUUUAUAUUUAAGCAAGACAGAGCAUUCAAAUGGUUUCAGGUGUGUUUGAAUUACAUCUGGUGUUUACUUGUAUUGAAUAGGUAACGCAGUGUUUUAGAUUUUAUCAUAUUAGACUUACCUCAUUGUUUCGGAGUAUGUAAUGAAAAUUCCCUUGGAUGAAUGUAAUUUAACAUCGUGAAAAGGAUUUUGUGCUAUUGGUAUACUCAGAUGUAUAAUAUUUAUGUACAAGUCUGUGUUUGAGGUUGUUUUUCUUUUAUAUGAAAUAAAGGGAAAACAGAUUAAUGAAAAAUGCAUCUGCAAUGCAAAUACCUUUGGUUAUUUAUUAACUCAAUUUUGACAAUAUUACUUGUAAAUUUUGUAUGUGACAAUGCUCACUAUAUUUAUUAAGUAUGGUAAUUCAGUUUUUUGUAGGCAUGUGUAACAUGACAAUCAUAAAAGCCUUAAUGUAAGUACAAGGAUUCAUCUUUUUUAUAGCCUAAAUGAUGGAAGUUAUACUUUUGGGAGUAAGAAUGUAAAAAUAGAAAACAGCCGGAUGUUUAUUGAAUAGUAUGUUAGGAAGGAAUUCAGGAAGGUUCAGCAACUCUGUGGGAUAGUUUUUCUUGACCUAAGAAUAGUGAGGCAAUUUCGGAACACAUAUUAGAUGAAAUUAAUUCAAUUGUGUGGUUGACGUUGGUGUUCUUUUGUGGUGUACUGUUGAGUAUGGUGAUUAUUUAGUAUUUUUAGUGUUAGGUUACAUUUCUCUCUCUCUCUCUCACAAAAGAAAAAGUGGUACUUCAUGUUAAGAGGAGAGUUUUGAAUCUCAUAAAUUUAUUUAUUUCA